UCACUUUCUGUUUUUAAUUCAACAUUUCAUCAUUUAACCUUUUUUUUUUGACACAUUUCUCUGCCUAUAAGAACCCACCAAAACUUAAUCUCAUUUCCCCCUUCUCUUCUUCCUUCUCCUCUUCUACUUCCUCUCUAAAUCUUGUUCUUCAUUCAUUGUUCAUUCUAUUCAUUCAAAUUUCUUCAAAAACUCCCUCAGAUUCUCUUAAUUCACUCAACUUUCCUCCUUUUUUCCCUUUAAAUCUUAACAAAAUCCCAUUUCAGGGUAUAAAUAUCAUCUUAGUUAAAAUCCCUUGAUGCUGAAUAUCUGGGUUUUAAUGUUUGAGAUUCAUGUCUCCAAUUCUCAGUGAACUUUAUCUUUCUGGGUUGAUGAUAAAUUCCACAUAUAAACACAGAACCCACCUUGUUCAUUCCUUCUCAGUUGUUUUCCUUUACUGGUUCUACUACAUCUCAUAAUCCUAACUAUAAAUCCAGAUCUAAAUAAUAUAUACUACUAUACCAAUACCAAUAUAUUCUCAAUAAACAAGAAUCCCCAAUUUUUCUAGUGGGUCCUUAAAAAUGGCUUCAUCUAGUGGAAUUACUUCUCCUGGGUCAUCAUCAUCUCUGCAGCAGAAUUCAAGUACUGAUGAAAGGAAACGGAAGAGGAUGCAAUCGAACCGCGAAUCUGCAAGAAGAUCAAGGAUGAGGAAGCAAAAGCAUUUGGAUGAUCUGAUGGUUCAAGUUACUAAUCUUAGAACAACCAAUAAUCAGGUUUUGAACAAUAUUAACAUUACUACCCAACAGUUUGUUAAGAUUGAAUUAGAAAACUCUGUUUUGAGAGCACAAAUGGCAGAACUUAAUAGCAGAUUCCAGUCUUUGAAUGAGAUCAUCAAUGCACUAAAUUGUAGUAAUAAUAAUCAAAAUCUGGGUGUUUUAGGGUGUGAUUAUGGAGGAGAAGGGGUGUUUUCGAUUAUUCCAGAGCCUUUUACAAGUGAUGGGUUUGUGAUGGAUCCAUGGAAUUCUACUGACUAUGCAAAUCAGCCUAUCAUGGCUUCAGCACAUACGUUCCAGUAUUGAUGAUCAUGUUCUUUACUCUUAGGAUCGAUCUUAAUUUAAUGGGGGUUAAUCCCUGUAAUUUUCUUUAUUUCUUUUUUUUGGGUUUUACUUGGGAGGGGUUCAUAACUUAAUAUUGAGUAAGUGAUUUGGUACUAUGGUGUAAAAAAUAAGGUUAAAUCCGCGUUCUAAAGGUUUUCAAAAUAAACAAAGCGAUAUUCCCCAUAUUAUAAAGGUGUAAAAAAGAUAUUUUAUGGUUUUUGAAAACGACGAUGUAUUAGAGUUCGAACAAUGUGUUUCCAAACUUCAAUAUUACCAAGAUCGAGUGUAUGAGGUUUUGUGACAAACAAAUUACGCUAUCAAUAAUAUCGAUGUUUAUAGGAGAAAAUAAAGCAAUAAAACGACACAAAGAUUUAACGAGGUUCACCAAACUAUGGCUACGUCCUCCGGUGUGUAGUAUCUCUUAUAUUAUCAAAAAGGAGUUCAAAGAACUCUCAAAUAUGGAGAAUUACAAUAGAGAAGAGAUAUAGGCUAGUGUUUGGCUUGGGGUGUAUUUGUGGAUGAUUACAAUGUGAG
This is a messenger RNA of Amaranthus tricolor (Joseph's coat), 1607 nucleotides long. RefSeq names its product bZIP transcription factor 44-like. Gene Ontology annotation, cellular component: nucleus. The transcript has a single exon. The record is from RefSeq and is a predicted model, not a curated record. NCBI's taxonomy places the organism in Eukaryota, Viridiplantae, Streptophyta, Magnoliopsida, Caryophyllales, Amaranthaceae. Bases 558 to 1055 code for a protein of 165 amino acids. Gene Ontology annotation, molecular function: transcription cis-regulatory region binding; DNA-binding transcription factor activity. Gene Ontology annotation, biological process: positive regulation of DNA-templated transcription.